Ramularia collo-cygni is the source of this 4839-nucleotide messenger RNA. RefSeq lists its product as uncharacterized. The record is from RefSeq and is a predicted model, not a curated record. The coding region runs from base 1 to 4839 and encodes 1612 amino acids. Gene Ontology annotation, molecular function: protein serine/threonine kinase activity; ATP binding. The transcript has 4 exons. Gene Ontology annotation, biological process: peptidyl-threonine phosphorylation; peptidyl-serine phosphorylation. Lineage: Eukaryota; Fungi; Ascomycota; Dothideomycetes; Mycosphaerellales; Mycosphaerellaceae.
AUGACCACUUCGGCCGCCGCAAUGGACGUCGCCACCCGCUUCCAGCCGCGAGGCCGAGCCCAGACCUAUCUGGAGCGGGAGCAACGCAACAACAGUGAUGCCUCUAGUACUGAAUCCGAGUCCUUGAUACGCCGCAAAUUCCAACGCACCAACGCCGCCGACGCCGACGCCUCCGAUGAUAUCUUCCGCAAGCCCUCCCUUCCAGCGUCUGCGGCGAGGGCGUCGAUAGACCAGCGCCCGAGUUUCACUCAUCGAAGGAGGAGCACCCUGCGAGAUAAUGCACGAGUCCCAAGCGGACCCCGGGACCUGCCCAGUCCUGCCAAAAGAGUGGCCAGCGGAAGCUCAUCUGCACGUGCGCCUUCUGCCAUGACUGACAAGACCAACAACGCUCACUCCUUCCUCGACCACACCCCUUCCGAGCCGUUCUACAGCAAGAGCAGCUUCGCCGACCCAUCUUCCAUCUCGAUACACGACGCAAGCUAUCCCGCGACUCCUGCCACCAGCAACUUCGACUUCAUGCCYACGGUGAACUUUGAUGACUUUCAGAACUCUAUUGCUAGUUAUGGUGGGAACUCGCCGCUCCUGAGCGACUUUCCUGACAUUCCCACGUUGGGCAGCGGGAGGGCAAUGCCAAAGGAAAACGGCAGCAGCGCAGGAGUACACUCGGAUAGGACGCCAGUGAAAACGAUCGAGCCGAGAGAGAGUCCUGGUUUAGGCAGAAGUGUAAGUCUUCGCAAGAGACUGACCGCUGCGCCGGGAGGAAAGCAAGGCCCGAGCCAAGCGGGUGGUGAAAAAAGGCCUGUGACCUCUCCACAAGCCACCAGCAGCUUGUCUCUGCGAGGAAAGCGCCAGAGUGCAGCUCCCCAAGGCCCUCCAAUGUACAAUCCGGCGCCUGCGCCGGUGGGAGCUGGUUCACGAGCGCCACGCAAGUCGCUGGGAUCAGGCGUGAUUGCAUCAAUGUUGGAAGGACGAAGGACGAGCCAGCCUGUUCCAACAGAGGCACCAUUCAAAUCCAAUUCAAGUCAAACGGGAAGUGCGAACAAGGCCUCCCGUCGCAUAACUAUGCAACCACCUGCUUCUGCCGGCGCAGAGCCUCGUGUACCCACAUUCACAGCAACGACGCAGUCUCGGGCGAACAAAGUGAAGAGUCUGCAGGCCCCACCGAGGGAAACUGAACCUGCGUCUCCCGGCGGACGCUCUGUUUCGAAGGGAACGCAAAAUCGUUCUCAAACACCGUCAUCAUCGGGUAGUAAGCGACAAUCGACAGCCUCUGGCAGGGCGUCUGGGUUGGGAGCUCGUACGAUAAGUCCAACGGACGCUCGUCGAUUAAAGCGACUUUCGAUGAUGCAAGCACCUCCAAUGCCAACAAACCUGGCUCUUUCGAAGGACCAUCCCCUGCCGGAGCGUCCCAUUCCUCACGAGGACUUUCUACCAUUAAAGCUGGAGUUGCCCCGAUUCACACAGGCAAGCCCGAGUCUAAUUCCCAGAAAAUCGAGCAGCGCCACUCCCACGUCAGCUCGAGCUUCACCCGAAAUACGCGGAAACUACGCUGCAGCUCCCACCCUCAGCACGAAAUCUAGUUUUUCGUCUCUCCUCAAUCUGAAUGGAUCUACGUCCCGACUACCAACCCCAAAGACCAGGAAUGUUCAUUCAAGCUCUGCACAAUAUGGAGAGGAUGAAGAAAUUGUACCGCCCGUCCCAGCAAUCCCCAAGGCCUUUGAGAGCCCAAGAGAGAGCGACCAGGUCUUUUUCGCGAACAUGCCCAAGGAUAACGACCGCGAGGCAGCUUCUGCGGCGAAAUCAUCCAAGCCGAAUAGAGAGGGCAGCAUCCAAAAUCGACGAAAGCCAUCCUCGGACAGCACGCGCGCACAUCAGCGCACAAACACGUUUGACAACAUUGACAGGACCAUAACUGCGCAGAAGCCGGCAAGGCAUCAACCUCAGCAACAGCAGUUCGACAACAAUGGGCGCAAGAACAACAACCUCCAACCGCUUCGUUUGCCCCCUUUGAACUUGAUGCCUAUCAAUCCGACCAAAUCGUCCGGGUACCAAAGGUCAAGUCAAGACGGCCAAAGGCCAGACGAUUUUACAUUCUCCUCGACGCCCGAGCCAAAACGAGUUGCGAAGACGCCGUCGACUCCCAUGACUGCAAGCAAGGCCACGGUCUACCGACGCCAGGAUGAAGAUGCGACAAAGUCAAAUGCAAUUCGCAGCGCCUCUUCUCACUUUGCAUUGAGGGACAUGAUGCAAAAAGAUGAUAGUGCGUCUCGCUUCUUUGACGACACCGACCUGGACCUGAACGCGAUGGGCCUGCCGGUCCCUACCGCCCGACAACGCAAUGCAAUCACUCCUUUCUCUUCCGGAUCACUACCCAAGGCCUCUGGCGAGUUCAUCAGACAGCGGGUAAGAGCGUCCGGAGACGAUGACGAAUACAGCGUCGGACGAUUCGAAGGGUAUCAAUUGCAGGGCGGGAAGAUUCAGGGUCCUAGGCCGAGCCGAAGUGGCACGAAUGCAUCAGUGAAGACGUCCGAAACCCAGACCUCGCUUGAGAGCCUUGCUCCAGACUCUGCUCAGACGAAUGGGAAGAAGGAUCACAGCGGCAGCGCAAUCAGGAGAAAACUUUCCAUGGGCUGGCACCGUGCAAGUAGCAAGGCGACGAACGGCUUCUCAGACCCCAAAUCAAGUCCGCUACAAGACGAGUCCGCGUCUGCGUCUGAGCAGGAGAAGGCUGAGAAGCAGAAAAAACGAGCAAGCGAGAUGCCGCCUCCAAAACUACCAGCAAGCGCGACAUGGUCGGMAGAAGUGCCCUCUCUACCAUCUACAAACAGUGCCAGGGCGAGCCUCGACUCUGCACGUGGUAAGGUAGCCGCAUCGCAGGAUAUCAAGACGUCUCCCGUGAAGCGCAGUGUUGAUGCCGAACGCACCACCCCCGCUGCAAAGACAAAGAGCAUGCACACUGAGCAGCCUCAACCGGUCAAUGCUGCUAAUCGGGCGACCAGCUGGGGUCAGAUUGGAACCGUAACGAAAGCUACGACCAAAGCUGCCCCGGUCAAACCUCGCCACGCUUCGAGCACGUCGAGCUUUGCGCCCAUGGUCAAGGAUAARGAUGAUCUUGCGGCUGACGAGGAGAUGCGGCGGCUUUCCCAGAAACGGCGCGAUGUCGACUCAGCUGCCAAGGAGAGCGAGGAACUGAAGCGUCGUGCAGUUGCUCGUCCCGCAAUGACUCCGGAAAGUGUCUUGCACGAUCGCAAUUGCUCGCUGAACAUCUUCGAACGUGGAGAGAUCAUGGACUAUGGCAAAGAAGGCGUCUACUUCACUGGCAACAAGAAUGCGCGAAAGAUCAUUGGCUCUCUCAAUCCAUCGCCACAGCCGUCGUCUGGCGACAAGGAGAAGGCUGGCAACUACGGAUACGACGAUGAGCGUGGCGACUACAAUAUCGUCAUGGGUGAUCACCUAGCCUACCGGUACGARGUCGUGGACCUUCUAGGCAAGGGCAGUUUCGGACAAGUCGUGCGAUGCGUCGACCAUAAAGAGGGAGGCGUUGUCGCUGUCAAGAUCAUCCGCAACAAGAAACGAUUCCAUCAGCAGGCACUGGUAGAGGUCGGCAUACUGGGCCGUCUUAGGGAUUGGGAUCCUGAUGGGACGCAAGCGACGCUCUCCAUCACUUCGUCCUUUUACUUCCGAUCGCACUUGUGCAUUGUCACGCCAUGCCUCAGCAUCAACCUGUACGAACUGAUCCGAUCUCACAACUUUACCGGCUUCUCUCUGCCACUUAUCCGUCGCUUUUCCCGUCAGCUUCUGGCUUGUCUCGUGCUCCUGCAGAACAAGCGCAUCAUCCACUGCGAUCUCAAGCCCGAGAACAUCCUCCUCUGUGAGGCUCGCAAGGCUGAUGUUCGGGUGAUUGACUUUGGAAGUAGUUGCAAGGAGGRGGAAAAGGUGUAUACCUAUAUCCAAUCUCGGUUCUACCGCAGUCCGGAGGUCAUUCUCGGUAGCAGCUAUGGGUUGGGGAUCGACAUGUGGUCACUUGGUUGUAUCUUGGCCGAGCUGUGGACCGGUUACCCGAUAUUCCCCGGAGAAAAUGAGCAGGAGCAGCUAGCCUGCAUCAUGGAGAUUUUUGGACCACCUGACCGUCAUCUCGUGGAGCGUUGCACGAGGAAGAAGCUUUUCUUCGACUCGGUCGGCAAGCCUCGAGUUACUGUCAGCAGUAAAGGACGAAGACGCAGACCCAGCUCRAAGACGUUAUCCCAAGCCCUCWAAACCGAUGACGAGGCGUUCCUCGACUUCAUCUCCCGCUGUUUGAGAUGGGAUCCGGAGCGGAGGCUGAAGCCUCACGAAGCCAUCCACCACGCCUUCAUCACGAAUCAGCCCCUGAAUCAACGGCAGGGUAUCCCCGACGAAGCACGACGUGCAGCACGAGUACGCGCCGCCGCCGCCGUUCCCACAUCUACCGGCAAUACCAUUGCCAGCCCGGCAAAGCGCAGCCACACCAACGCCGGCUCCAUGUCGCAUACCAUGACCCCUGGCGGAGCAAGCACAUUCAUAAGCCAACAAGCCACGCCGGCGAAAGAACGUCAGAGACCGCUGCCAGAGACGCCCCAGACUGCGAUUCGUAACGGUAGCGGUGUCACGCAGAGUUCCCCGGUGAAGCAGCCGUUGGUAUCGGGACCUCGAAGACAGAGCUCCGUCGUUUCUGCCGGCGCUUCGAAUGUCAAAAGAAGUAGCGCGGGUCUAACCAUCGGAAUGCAGAGGCAGGGGAGUGGGAUUGGGAACCUGAGUGGGAAUCCCAGCUUGGCACAACAAGCCGCCAGAGAGGCUAGUGCGGCGCGAUGGAGGGGAUGA